This is a messenger RNA of Arthroderma uncinatum, 2523 nucleotides long. Its product is annotated as serine/threonine-protein kinase. NCBI's taxonomy places the organism in Eukaryota, Fungi, Ascomycota, Eurotiomycetes, Onygenales, Arthrodermataceae. Bases 1 to 2523 code for a protein of 840 amino acids. The record is from RefSeq and is a predicted model, not a curated record. The transcript has a single exon. Gene Ontology annotation, biological process: intracellular signal transduction; peptidyl-serine phosphorylation. Gene Ontology annotation, molecular function: protein serine/threonine kinase activity; ATP binding.
AUGGAUGGUGAUCUCAGUCUCUCACAGUCCUUCGGCGGGCUACGCAUAGCCAACCCGGAUAAUGCCUCUACAAAUACAUCGGAAGGGCCUUCCGUCUCCUCUAUAAUAUUACCGUCUGGAGAACAGGACACUUCUGAAGCAGCCGACGGACCUCAGUCAACCCAGAUCGAUGAUCAGUCAGUAGGAGGAGCAUCACCUAGCCCCGCACACUACGCAUCAUCGUCGCAUACGGAUCUUCAAGAUCGAAUUAGAAAUUCACCGCCGCAGCCCUCCCCCGGCCUACCACCCAACAUGGGCCAUCAUUCCGCUCGUCAAUCAGUAUCACUUCCGCCUAACCACCAGGCUUCCUCGUCGCGCGGUGCCCCUUAUCGACUUCGAACCGAUUCGUCCGCCUCUGCCACAGAACACCCAUCCAGAAUAGAUUCUCGUGGUGGAUCAGCGGCUCUUCAAGCCGGCGUGCUCCCACGGGAUGAAGGCCACACCGAUAGGUCCUAUGCUCCAACAAAGGGCUUCGUUGGGGGAGCACCCCUACCACCCAGGCAAAGCUCUCGCAGGGCACCAAAUACCUCUAUACCACAUGUCUCAUCCUCGUAUGGAAACGAGAACGCUCCGCUAAAUAGCUCGGAAGAAUGGCAGGAACGUGGGGCCGCCGUGGGUGUGCACCAGGACAUCGAUGCGAGCGGGAAACCAGUUGCCAGGUACGUGAAAAAAGGGGUCAGAGACUUCGUGUUUGGCCGCACGCUGGGCGAAGGCUCCUACAGCCAAGUUGUAGCAGCCACGGACCGUCAGACCCUCAAGGAAUAUGCGAUCAAAGUCCUUGACAAACGACAUAUAAUAAAGGAAAAGAAGGUGAAGUAUGUAAACAUUGAAAAGGAUACACUCAAUCGCCUAACAGAUCAUCCUGGAGUUGUUCGGUUAUACUACACCUUUCAGGAUGAACGAUCGCUAUACUUUGUCUUGGACCUCGCCGGGAGCGGCGAACUCCUUGGUGUUCUCAAGAGGAUGGGGACGUUUGACGAAGAAUGUACCAGGUUCUACGGAGCGCAGAUUUUGGAUACAAUUGGAUACAUGCACCGGCGGGGGGUCAUCCAUAGGGAUCUCAAGCCAGAGAAUGUCCUUUUGGAUAACCAGAUGCAUGUAAAAAUCACCGACUUCGGAACUGCAAAGAUACUCAGUAUGCCAUCUCAAAAGGAUGGGGGAAAUGCCGGUGGAAUUCCUUCCAUGGACUCGCCUGAGAACGAUAGGGCAAGAUCCUUCGUCGGCACCGCGGAGUACGUCAGUCCUGAGCUCCUCACGAACAAAAGUGCGUGUAAAGCCAGUGAUCUAUGGGCAUUCGGGUGUAUCAUCUUUCAGCUACUGGCCGGGAGACCACCGUUCAAGGCCACCAACGAGUACCUCACCUUCCAGAAGAUUGUGGCCCUCGAUUACGAGUUUCCAAAGGGCUUCCCACCCACCGCCCGGGACCUGGUUGAGAGGCUGCUGGUUCACGAUCCCGCCACUAGGCUGCAGAUUGAACAUAUUAAAAACCACGAGUUCUUUGACGGAAUAGUAUGGGGUCGGGAUCUGUGGAAACAGAAGCCACCCAGACUAAGGGCAUACACGCCCCCGACAGAACCCAUCAAGCUAAAUGGUCCAGACAAUGACGACAGUUUCCCUCCAAAUAUCAAUAUGAAACCUUCCGCAGGCUUCCAAGGCUCUUCUACGCCGCAGAACAGGUCAUACCCCCCAGUUAUCACUGAGCUGCCUCCACCCUCGCAACUCGACAUUGAAUGGUCCCCUGUCCUGACCCGAACUAACGAGCGUAUAUUAAAGCUGGGAAACCUAACUGUAUCCACAUCCUCGGCACCUCGUUCUCAAAAUAAGAACGGCAAUGGGGAUGGCGAUACCCCGAAGAAGUUAUCCCGUUUCUUCGGAGGAUCCACAACUAAAAAGCGCCAACGCCUAGUCCUAGUUACUUCCGCUGGCAGGGUGAUCAUCGUACCGGCGGGUGGCGAGGAUAAACGGCCAAAGAUGGAUCUCUUACUUCUUCACCCAGAAACACAGUACCGGAGUGUGACUGACGCCAAGGGGUUUUCGUCCUGGGUAAUAGACACGGUUAGUAGACAGGAACCAAUUAAAUCAUCAGCCAUUGGGAAUCCCUUUACUAACGUCGCUAAAUUCUGUUCUCCCCAGCGCGAUAAGCAUCAUGUCUUUGACGAGACUAAGCCAAGCAGUGACGCAGCGGCUUCGGCCGUUGCCACGCAGGAGUGGUUGGACGUAUUAGACCGUGCAAAGGAGCUGGCAUCAUUCUACUCCACCCCCAACUCCUACGCGGGCGACGACGGGUUUAGGGAUCUAUCUUCAGGCGUUUCAAGCCAUGCCAACACGCUAAAUCAUACCGAUGAUCCACCGACAGGCCAAUAUGCUCAAUCAAGCGGCAGGAAUGCGCUUUCAAAACACCAGCCGUCUCCAGAGGGCGAUUCGAAAUCAAAGAAACGAUUUAGCCGUCGACACUCCAGGAAUGGCCUCUCUGCCGUGUUCUGA